AUGAAGACAUGGUCCAUCUGGAUCCUAUUGAAUUUCAUUCGGAGGAGGAACCUUAAAGAGCGUGUUGAUUCUUAUCAAAGAAAGACAGGAUUAACUGAGGCUGCUCAAACAGGUACAGGUCAACUAAAUGGUAUUCCCGUAGCAAUUGGGGUUAUGGAUUUUCAGUUUAUGGGAGGUAGUAUGGGAUCUGUAGUGGGCGAGACAAUAACACGUUUGAUCGAGUAUGCUACCAAUCAAAAUUUACCGCUCAUUCUAGUGUGUGCUUUCGGAGGAGCGCGCAUGCAAGAAGGAAGUUUGAGCUUAAUGCAAAUGGCUAAAAUAUCUUAUGCUUUAUAUGAUUAUCAAUCAAAUAAAAAGUUAUUUUAUGUAGCAAUCCUUACGUCUCCUACUACGGGUAGGGUGACAGCUAGUUUUGGUAUGUUGGGAGAUAUCAUUAUUGCGGAACCCAAUGCCUACAUUGCAUUUGCGGGUAAAAGAGUAAUUGAACAAACAUUGAAUGAGACAGUACUGAAGGGUUCACAAGUCUCUGAAUAUUUAUUCCAUAAGGGCUUAUUCGAUCUAAUUGUACAACGUAAUCUUUUAAAAGGUGUUCUGGGUGAGUUAUUUCAGCUUCAUGCUUUCUCUCCCUUGAAUCAAAUUCAAUCAAGUAAGCCUUAAUUUAAUACUCUACAUUUUUUUUUUUGUUUGAUGGUGAAAAAUAGUGAUUUCGCUUCAUAGUAUAAGAAUCAAAGUCAAAACACGAAGAAUGGAUUUCUCUUUUGUAACAUAGGAUUUAAUUCAAGAAAGAAUCAUGUGUAUAUAUAUUUUUUUAUUGAUAUUCCUGAUCUUGAUUCCUGAUUAGGAAUCAAGAACUCUCCAUCAAACAAAAUAAACAGAGUGAAUUCUUUCUCCCUUUUUCGUGAAAUUAGGCAAGAAAGUCCUGCGUCUUUCUAUAUCCCCCCAGAACCCUGGUUUUACUAAAAAUCCCUUGUCUUGGAUCAUAUUAUAACAAAUUAUUCGUUAAUUUAGAAGAAUCUUUUUCUUUAAUUUUAUUAAAUGAAAAUAUCAUUCUAAAGAAAAUAAAAUAAAA
This is a messenger RNA of Cannabis sativa, 1069 nucleotides long. RefSeq names its product acetyl-coenzyme A carboxylase carboxyl transferase subunit beta, chloroplastic-like. Lineage: Eukaryota; Viridiplantae; Streptophyta; Magnoliopsida; Rosales; Cannabaceae. The record is from RefSeq and is a predicted model, not a curated record. Gene Ontology annotation, molecular function: acetyl-CoA carboxylase activity. Gene Ontology annotation, cellular component: acetyl-CoA carboxylase complex. The transcript has a single exon. The coding region runs from base 1 to 657 and encodes 218 amino acids. Gene Ontology annotation, biological process: fatty acid biosynthetic process.